CGGAAAACGAGUACUGCAUACAUCUGCAUGCCACCAGUUGUCCCUAUCCCUUACCUCUCCCUUCAAUUCUCCACACGUUCAUUUUCUUCAUUUCAUCUUUUCUUCUCCUUCCUCCUGCUGCUCCUUUCCUGCAAUGGCGUUUUUCACGUUCACGUUCUUCUGCAAGUCAAUUAUAUAUAUAUAUAUAUAGUCCUUAAUUAUCAAUUACUCUCAAUUCUCAUCUCAUCUCAUACCCUUUGUUUGCGACCGUGAGAGAGAGAGAGAGAGAGAGAGAGAGAGAGAGAGAGAGAGAUGUCGAGGUGCUCGUCAUCAAUGGUGGGAGUGGGAUUCAUGACGGUUUUUGCAGUGUCAGGGAGCGUGGUUCUUCUUGCUAUGCAUGCCCACAAGCGUCUCCUCUCACAUUUCAUGAAGAAGUUUGAAUCAGAAUUGACCCCCACCACUGGAUCGGAGAAGUAUCAACCCAACAGGCGGCAGCGGAGGAGGAGGGUUCGGUUCGCGGCGGACGUGGUGGAGCCAUCGUCGGAGAACAAGGAAUACCGGAAAAAGACAAAACCACCUCCUGCUGAAAUGGCUAAGAGAGAGGUUAGCUCGGUAAAACACAGAGGUUAUGAUGAAAGAGAGCAGCAGAAGGUGGUCGUGGAGGAGAAGGACAGCAUGCCUCUUAAUAGGAAAGUUCUGUACAAGGGGAUUAUAGAAUAUAGAAGCCUCGUGAGAGGGCAGAAUUCAUAGGUCACAUGUUCAUAGCCAUUAAUUUAAUGGCUCUUUUUUCUCUUUUUUGGACCUUUGGUGUGAUUGAAUGUUCUUCUUAAUCGAUUGAAUGUUCAGAGGCAGAAAGUUUUGAUAUUCAUCAGCCGUCGGGAUGAGGAAGAAAUGUAUUUUUUCUUUUUGGGAUAAGUUAAAGCCCAACUAAUAAUUGCUUUUCCCCA
Messenger RNA from Malania oleifera, 926 nucleotides. RefSeq lists its product as uncharacterized. The coding region runs from base 292 to 729 and encodes 145 amino acids. Lineage: Eukaryota; Viridiplantae; Streptophyta; Magnoliopsida; Santalales; Ximeniaceae. The transcript is spliced from 2 exons. The record is from RefSeq and is a predicted model, not a curated record.